UCUCUCCCUUUCUCUCUCAUGAAACCGCUGCAUGGCCAAGCCAAGUCGAUGUCCGAACGAGAAUUGGCAUCAACUAAUACUAAAUGUAGGGUCACAUCGAAGCUUAAGCGAAGGCUAAUAUACUGAUAACACCUCGUGAUUGAACCGUAGAAUAGAAAGGAAUUGAGAGCAGGGCAUCUCAUCUGUGUUGUGGAUGCUCUGCUCUGCCACCUCUGUUUCAGCACAGACAAGUCUCUUCCCUUCCUGCUUCCCAUUUCUUUAUUGGCUACUUGCUCACCUCCAUUGUCAAUUUGCCACUCCCUUAAAUCAUUGCUCUGUCACACUCUGAUUCAUCCACCAUAAUUGUCCACAACCCACCUUCCCUGAACUUCCAGCUCACGCUAACAAAUGCAGAAGCCAUUGAAGCUCCGAAGGCCACCUCUCUCUCUCUCUCGGUCCAUCAAUUAAGGAUAAGGACCAUUCUUGUCCUGUUCUCUUCCCACAUCCAUCUCCCUUCCCCAUCUACUGAUCUUUGUCACUUACCCCAUUAGAGAAAGCAACAAAACCAGGCCUAGAUUCAUCUUAUUUGUCUCCGGGAUCCAUACUAGCCGAAAGUCCGAGGAAGGUAUAUAUUUGCUAGGUGGUUGACGGCUCCGAUGCAGCAUUCAAAAUGCCUUCCCCUCCGAUGGGAGACGACGCUCGAGCAGUGGUGGUACGCAUCCCCAAUCGAGUGGGCGGCUGCCAAUGGCCACUAUGAACUGGUCCGGGAGCUCCUCCUCCUUGACAGCAACCAUCUCAUCAAGCUCACCUCCCUGCGCCGCCUCCGCCGGCUCGAGACCCUCUGGGAGGAUGGCGAGGAUGUGGAGCGGUCCCGGGACAUUGCCAUGUGCCGCUCUCUUGUUGCGCGGGAGCUCCUGAGGGAGUGUGAGUCGAAGAGGAGGGACAGCCCACUCAUUCGGGGUGGAUACGGGGGUUGGCUCAUUUAUACAGCAGCCUCGGCGGGGGAUUCGGGUUUCAUCAAGGAGUUGCUCGAGAGGGACCCGCUGAUUGUUUUUGGGGAAGGAGAGUAUGGUGUGACGGAUAUACUCUAUGCUGCUGCUAAGAGUAAUGACUGCAAUGUCUUCCGGUUGGUUUUCGACUCCGUGGCCUCGCCAAGCUUCUCAACCGGAAAGGAUGGUGAUUUGGAAGAGCUCAAAGGGGGAAUUCCUUCAGAGUACAAGGGGGAGAUGAUGAACAGAGCUGUUCAUGCUGCCGCAAGGGGAGGGAAUCUGAGGGUCCUCAAGGAACUCCUUGAGCACUGCUCUGAUAUCUCGGCUUACCGUGAUGCUAAUGGCUCGACUGUCCUUCAUUCUGCUGCUGCCAGAGGACAGAUCGAAGUGGUUAAGUAUCUUCUGGGCGCUUUCAACCUUAUCGAAUGUACGGACCAUCAGGGCAACACGGCCCUUCACACCGCCGCCUACAGGGGCAAACUGCAGGCUGUUCAAGCACUAGCUACUGUUUCUCCGGUGCUAAUCUCAGUCAGAAACAAUGCCGGUGAAACCUUCCUCCACAUGGCUGUUUCUGGGUUCCAGAGCCCUGAUUUCCAGAGGCUCGACAGGCAGAUUGAGCUCGUAAGUCACUUGAUCUCUGAGAAGUCAUUGGAAGUGGAAGAAUUCAUCAAUGCCCGGACUAAUAAUGGUCGGACCGCUCUCCACCUAGCAUUGAUUGGCAAAGUGAAUUCUGCCUUAGUUGGGCUAUUGAUGAGCGUUCCAUCAAUUGAUCUCAAUGUCCGGGAUGAAUAUGGAAUGAUCCCUCUUGAUGUACUCAAACAGCAACCUCAGUCUGCUCAAUCCGAUGUUUUGAUCAGACAAUUAGUCUCAGCUGGUGGAGAAUAUAGUAGUGACAACCAUGAUUUUUCUGCCGCAAAGUCCGUCUAUUCUCAGCUAAAGAUGAUGCAGGUCUACGGGACCAACAGUCCAGGAACCUUGUUCGAGAUUCCAGAUGGUGAGAUCGCGCUCCACGUGGGGCCUGGGAAUGGAUUGGACUCGACUAGUGCUGGUCUGAGCGAGACGGGAAUGAGCUCGUCCUCCUUGGAUUGGGCCAGCGGGAGCUGUAGCUCAAUCGUCCAGUCGGGUUCCAGUCCUGCACGGAGGCUGAAGAGGGCCUUGUGGCCUUCCACGAGGGAGAGGAAACACGAACAUGUUCGGGAAGUCCGGGGAUGAAGUAUAUAUCAGGACUUAGAUCUUACUGGAAGAUGAUUCCUACUUGGUCCAAGAUCGAUCUUGAGGAAUAAGCCUACAAUAAUGACACAAUUGAUUGACGCAUGUACCUAGUCGAGAGAUCGAAUCUUGAAUCCGUAUUCGUGCUCUUUGUUUUGCUCAUUUUAGCACGAUGCACCGAUGGUCGACACUGUAAAAACUAGACCUGCAAUUACAUGCUAUGGGAAAACCAGUGCUCUAUCAGUC
This is a messenger RNA of Punica granatum (pomegranate), 2423 nucleotides long. NCBI's taxonomy places the organism in Eukaryota, Viridiplantae, Streptophyta, Magnoliopsida, Myrtales, Lythraceae. The record is from RefSeq and is a predicted model, not a curated record.